This is a messenger RNA of Mycena citricolor, 1641 nucleotides long. Lineage: Eukaryota; Fungi; Basidiomycota; Agaricomycetes; Agaricales; Mycenaceae. The record is from the annotation of a GenBank genome assembly.
CUGAUCCCUGCAUGGCUCGAAGAUCAAUUCACCGUCGCGACAUGGCUGGGACGUUCGUCACGCAGUGCAAACGGAACCCUGUCGAGAUAACCUCCCCGUUCGAAUUCUGGAUUGCACGCAAGCAAUUCAUCUCUAUCAGGCCCUCUGUCUAACAGGUUGAUUGGUCCGAUCUUCUCUGCCCUAUACCCAGGAUCGACUGUCAUACGCGUGCCGUGCCGGACAUCUAUCUCAUCCGGGACAAGUGAAGAAGCUCGUGCGAUCUGUAUGAUCUCAGGCUUCCGCGGAGUAUAAGUACUAGCGCGUGCUCGUUCAAAUGACCCUUGCUCCGGCUUCCAUAGCUCAUCCCUUUGCAUCAAUUCCUGUUUUGACCAUGGCUAGUGUUGCCCCUCCUCUCCCCGACGUUCGCCUGAGCUUUGGGCCUAUGCUGAUCGGAGUCUUCUUCAAUAUGAUCCUCUAUGGGGUGUCUUCGUCAUACAGGUCCGGAACAUUCACGAACAUUGUUAUUGGCCUAACUCGGGUCUCUUGCCGUCCAGAUGAUGACUUAUGUCCAAACGUACAAGAAGUGAGUCUCUGGGUUGGCUGGGAUGCAAUCUGGAUGAAACUCUUCCUGUCCUAUCUUUUCGUCGUGGAGACAGCGAACACCGGCAUGGACAUGGGCAUCAUAUACGAGCCACUCAUUCUGCACUACGGUAUUUUAUCACGCGAGAAACACCCAAGUACUUUCCAACCCGUGAGAUUCCGCAUUUUCUUUGCUGUGAUGCAGCUGAAGCCAUGCUAUUUCCGCCUCGCAGUCUUUAUGGCCCAGCCGCUCUGUGUCGUGCGUCUUUCAGGGGGACUUCUUUCCAGCGGACUUACGAGACGUCAGGUCCUGAUCUCGAUGCCAGUCCAGCUCUUUUUCGCAUGGCGAAUCAGACAAUUGACAAAAGCUGUCUGGCUUCCGGUGCUUAUCGCACUGCUGGCCCUUUCUAGCUUUGCGGGAGGUCUUUGGACUUCUGUAGAGAUCCAGAUCCUGCGUCUCUUCGCCAAAAAACCGUUGCUUCAUCAUCCAGCUUUGGUGUGGUUCUUGACCUCCUGUGUCGCGGACGUGUUGAUCACAGUCACGCUUGUCAUCACUCUGUCCAGGAAGAAGACUGGUUUCACCGCGACCGAUUCAGUGCUUGACAGAAUCAUACGCAUGACCAUUCAGACUGGCGCGGCGACUGCCUUGUUCAGUAUUCUGGAUGUCGUGUGCUUCAUGGUUCUCCCGCACUAUGCUGUAAACUUCAUCUGGGAUCUGGCACUAUCGAAGUUGUAUAGCAACUGUCUCCUGUCGACUCUAAAUGCACGCGCCAAGCUCAACUCGGCCUCGCAUGGGUCGACAUAUCAGCAGCAUCAACCCCGAGGAUAUGUCAUCUCCCCCCGCGGGUCCGGCAAAGACAGCUUCCUCGAUGCUCAGGCAAAAUCGGGUUUCCCUAACGAUCCCCUCGAGUACGGCAUUCGGAUGACGAAAGUCGUCGAGCGUAUGCAGGAUCCUCUACCCGGAUCGACUGCGGAUGCCUAAAUCAAACUUCCGAAGCUGCAGUAUUGACAAAGCGGACUGUAAAUGUAUAUAUGUUGUAAAUUGUGUACGAUCCAUCACACUGUGAUUUCUCCCCAAAUGGC